GACGGCGUCACAGCUGUGAUGAGGACAGCAACUACUACAAAGAAUUAUUGCAGCUGAGGCACAGCGAGAACACUGCUUGUCUGGUAAACCCGGCUGGUUUAAUGUAUUGGAACCCGGAUGACGUCAUGGCAGAGCCAUCGAGUCAGCCACAAUUUAAACGGGCGUGUGAGAAGCUUCUCACUUGGCUGAAUUAAAGGCUAAGCCUCACUGAACAAAGAGGUCUGGAGACCGACUUACCGACUCCUGCCUUACUACUGAAGAGGUGGGAGCUAAUUGUACUGACUUUCCGACUCUUGACGGGCAUUGUACUACAUCAUGCACCUCCACUGUGCAUGAACAACCUACCACUGAGAUGAUGGUGAAUUGGAACCGAACCAAGUCCCCGGAAGAGAAGGUUAAGCAUGAAAGCACCUCUUUUCCGGUAGGAGUAGACUAUGUAAUGAUACUAAGUGGACCAAGUACCAUAUGAAUGAACACAAGUACCAUAUGAAUGAACAAAAUACGAAAUAAGUCCCUUGACUCUGACUGUGAGCAGACUAUAGAAGUCUUUGCUGUACCGGAAAGAGGGCACCAUUGCAGUUUGAGGCUGUUUCGAAAGAUACGAAGCACGCUGUCACCUUGAAAUCGAGCUCGAGGAUGGAGCUCUUACGGAUUUGAGUUAUGCUUGAGCUCGUAUGAAACUCCUGAGUUGUACCAAUUACAUCUUCGUAAAGAAGUAAAAGAAGUGUAAGGACAGGAAGAGCACCAAAGAGAAAGGAAGGAACACUUUACCAAGAAUAGAAUGAAGUCGGUGGAAAGAAAAUUCUACAUGAACUGAUACAAGUACAAGGGAUAACUUCAAUAAAUUGCCUCAUGAGAUGAAGAGGUCAGAGUGCUAACGCGCACAAGAGGACAGUUCCUCUCGAUGAUGAUUGCCACAGUACACAGGAAAGAGUGUUGAAGAUCGGCGCUUCAAGAUGAGAGCCAGUUCUUGCCAGGACUUGUGAGGACGGCUUCUCUGAAUACGAGGACAAGUCCUGCGAGGACUUGUGCGGACGGCUCCUCAGGAUGAUGAUCGCAAACAAUCGGCGCUCAAGAAUAAGAGCGACCUCGAGAGUGGCCCUUCUUGAUGAAAAAAGAACAAAUCGGGACUCAAAAAAGAGUAGCCGGGAGGGUGGCCCCUCUGGGUGAUGAUCGCUCGCUACCAUCGAGCAGAAGCCGCUUGAAUGGUGCUCCCCACAGACCCAAAGAGGUCAAUGGGUAGGAGACCGCUCUGGCGUGGAUAAUAAUGACGAGUGCGUGAACCUGCACAGGAGAAAAAGCUCCUUAGAGUCGACGACGAUGAUGAUGAUCGCUUCCCCGUGUUCGAUGGUGGUGAUCGCCCCCCGCUGUGGGUGGUGGUGGUCGCCCCCCCGCAGUCGGUGGCGGUGGUCACCCCCUGCAAUCGAGCAAGAAGCUCAGCAAUCGAGCAAAAGGCUGGCGGAGAGCGCCCCAUAAAUCCAACGUGGUCAGCGCCUGGGAGAGCUCUCUUGGGCGCGGGGGCAGCAUAAGAGGGGAGGUAAGAGGACGUCGGAGAGUGGGGCGGUAGGUGGAAGUUCCUUGGUUACUUAGUCCUCAUUGGUAUGACUUACUUCUCUUUCUCAUCUCAAACAAAGUUUCAAUUGUCUCUCAAUUUUUUCAUUCUAAUCUUUUCCACAUACAGGUUAUGUAGAAACUUUAUCGAUUAUCGGAGGCGGAGGCGUGGUUCUCUCUAAUAAUCUUAUGGCCACCGCAAAGGAUGCAUGGGCGGUAGCUCCAGCAUUUUGCAGGCGGUGGGGCAUGAGUAUAAGAAUGGUGAAGGUGGAAUUUCAUCAGCGGAGAAAUUAUGCUUCGAAGCAGUAUGAUGCUUUUGACGGAAUUGUCGACUAUCUUAGUCGAAGAGGUCAAGAAGGCACAUACUUUGCAGAAGGUGUGAAGUGUUAUAAAUAUCGGGCCUAAAUAAGUAAAAGUAUUCGGGCCUAAAUAACUACUACCUAUUCAGAGGUGAGGUUUGGUGUGAAUUUAACGUAGAUUUAUGAACAAGAUUCAUCCAGGCGUUCCUUUUUGUGGAUUAGUAUGAAGAUUUUUGAGACUAUGAUACAACAUCAACAUCUUUUUUAAGUCGGGGGAAGCUUCUUGGCAAUCAUAGCAGCAGCAAGUCUUUAGGG
Molecule: messenger RNA, 2165 nt
Organism: Amoebophrya sp. A25
Lineage: Eukaryota; Dinophyceae; Syndiniales; Amoebophryaceae
Source: the annotation of a GenBank genome assembly